Acanthaster planci (crown-of-thorns starfish) is the source of this 6601-nucleotide messenger RNA. Its product is annotated as integrin alpha-8-like. Lineage: Eukaryota; Metazoa; Echinodermata; Asteroidea; Valvatida; Acanthasteridae. Gene Ontology annotation, cellular component: integrin complex; external side of plasma membrane. The record is from RefSeq and is a predicted model, not a curated record. Gene Ontology annotation, molecular function: integrin binding. Gene Ontology annotation, biological process: cell-cell adhesion; cell adhesion mediated by integrin; integrin-mediated signaling pathway.
GGGAACGGAGCCUGAGACAGAGACGAAGUUGAGUAUUGGAAAACGGCCCAGGUUGCAGGACAAAAAGCAAAACAUGAUUGGCUUCAUAUGAAAAUGCUAAGAAGAGUUGCCAGUGUAUUUUGGAAUCGUCAUUCCCUAAGAUAUAAAUCUAAGUUAAGUUUUUUCUUCACAUUCAGGUUGAAACUAUCCAAGGUAGACAGUUUUCUGCUGAAUUUGAUAGACACUAGAACAGGUAUCUCAGGCCUUUGUGGUCAGGAAUGGAUUGUCUUCCAUUCUCUGCUCAGAAGAUGUGGAAACUUAACUUAAAUCGUCAAUGCAGCAGACAUUUUACUACUUGCUGGAAUAUCUAAUCUAAUUUUAGUCACUUUACAGAGAGGCAUAUCAAACCUUUUCAGUAUUUCCGUAUUAAAUGAGUUUUUGCUGAGGGAUAGUCUGUGCUUGUUAUAAUUUGUGACACCUGUCGGAACUGAUCUUUUUUGCAGGCUGAAUAAUGUCUACCUUUAUGCAAGGCUGUAUUUGUAAUAUUAUAUCUGCUUUGUUCAGUUCAGGUUUAGUAAGCUUUACUUUUGUAAAAGGUAUUCAUCAGUCGCAGCCACGGAAAUGAAAUAUCUGAUGGAGAAAUGCUUUGUUUUAUACCCAGCUUUUGUUUUCAUGUCAGUAACUUUUUCGUAUUUGUUUCGAUGUCUAUGGGGACUUUAUACGUAAUUUAUUGUUUUGUUUGUCUCAUGUUCUAUUUUACCCUUGCAUUUACUUGAUUUUCAAAAUGAUACUUCAUAUUUGGUUUGAAAUUUGCACAUUGUAAAAAUGCAGUUUGUUCUUUUGGGCGAUCAAUAACUUGUUCAGAUUUGAAAUAUCCACCAUUACAAAAAGAAACGAAAGCAAAGCAAUAUUAAGCCCAAACCACCCCGAACUAGUCUGUUAUCUUGGAAUAAUAUUGAAUGACAUAACUGUUGAACUUGUGAUACAGAUAGAUGAAUCUUUGUGGGUAUGUUUGACUUGGCUCAGAUUCAGCCUAAGUAAACUCUGUGCUGUGAAACUGUCUGAUACUAAUAUGAAUAUUUGCUUUGAUAAGUAUUAAACUGUCGGGGUUGAGGUCAACAACAUCCUAAACCAAGGCAGUUGAACUGUUGACUGUCUUCGGACAAUUCAAGGGAUCGUCUAGCUGGGGUGGCUCUGUUUCCCCACGGUGGAUAGGAUGAGAUCAAUCAGUCGGUCACAGUCUUCAGCCGACCACAGGUGGAGCACCGCAGUGUUGCAUUGAUUCUCCGGAAGUGACGACACAAACCAAACUGUCCCUCAAUCCACCUCGUUUCCGGCAUGGAUUACCUAGGCUGUUCAACACUAACAGCUCUGUAGUCAGGGCGUUCACAUUUGCCGGGAUAUGUAUUUCCUUUCAGGCCUGUCAGUCUAAUUUGAAACGAGCUCGAUGGCUUACCGCAAUUUGAUUUCCUCCACGAGCGUCGCAAUUUAACAAGAGGAUAAACAUGCUCAGUUUAUACCGUGCAACGAAACCUGCAUGCGUGCAUCGUGGUUGAGACAUAAAUUACGUACUGCACACGUCGGUUUGCAGCCUCGGGAGCGCAGGCGUACUUGUAUGAAUGCGGUUUGAGCACGGGGUAGACUAGGAACUUCUUCCGACCCAAGGUGGCAGCGCACUCAGGAGGUCACAGGAUCAGGCUUUGUUAUUGGUGUUGUGUUCACGAAUACAUGUACUUGUAUAACUAGUUCAUUUGUUCGCUGUCAUUGUUUAAUAUACUGAUGCUGUUGCUUUCGAUUAGUUCUUCUGUCAUCAUUGGGAGUCAAACAUUGAAGUGUGACUACAUUUUGGAACUAAACUAUUGCAGCCCGCAUUCGACAUAAUGUAUCGUCGAAAUCUCCGGGGAUUAUUUUUCGUGUUCGCUGUUGGAGUCUUCGUUUGUGGACGUGAAUGUCAAGCGUUCAACAUGGAUACUACCAUGCCAAUCACACGGACGGGGCCAGCCGACAGCUUGUUUGGCUAUUCUGUUGCUUUACAUCGAGAAAGUGGAUCUACAAACGUGUUGUUGGUGGGAGCACCUCGUGCACAGACUAACCAGCCGGGCGUAGAACGAGGCGGUGCUGUGUAUCGAUGCCCCGUCAUGGCAGAGGACUGUCAGCAAAUCACUUUUGAUUCUUCUGGGCAUGAAAUGGACGUUUUUGGGGAUCAGUUUGGAAGUAAAUCCAAUCAAUUCUUCGGUGCCACUCUGCACAGCAGUGGACCAGAUGGACCAGUCGUGGCUUGUGCUCCUCGUAGAGUUUGGACAGUGGAUGAUUUUAAUUCUUCGACCACUCAGCGAUACCUGGCUGGUGGAUGUUUUGUUGCCAGAAAUGACUUCCUUGAUAUAACAGAAAUCACUCCGUGUGAAAUUCCAGGGGAUGACCUUGGCAUCGACUUCAUCAGUUACUGUCAGGCUGGACUGAGUGCAUCCAUUUCGCAGGAUGCAGAAUUACUUCUUGGUGCGCCUGGGAGCUUUUAUUGGCAAGGUCAAGUCAUUUCCGUUAACGUCAACGAUCCAACGGCAACUCUCUACAGUCGAGAACGAUCCUACUCACAUGACAACUAUUAUCAGGGAUACGCUGUGGCUAGAGGGCGCUUCGGCAAUGGUGGCGUGUAUGCAGUUAGUGAGCCUCGCUCUACCGAGUUCCUGGGAAUGGUAUCCAUCUGGAAUGGAAGUUUCAUCUUGGUCGAUACAAUUUACGGAGAGCAGAUGUCGGCGUACUUUGGACAUUCCUUGGCUGUUACAGACGUUAACGCAGACGGUCUUGAUGAUCUCAUAAUUGGUGCUCCAAUGUUUGUCGACCCGGACAACUUGAUCGACAAGUGGGAGGUCGGCCGAGUAUAUGUCUACUGUCAGGUUGUUGAUGGACAUUUCACGAAAACAGACGUCAUGACUGGGACGCAUCCGGGUGGGCAGUUUGGAUUUUCUGUGGCAGCAAUUGGAGACGUAAAUAAAGACGGAUUUAAUGAUGUAGCCGUGGGUGCCCCAUUUGCUGGCGAGGAUGGUUCUGGUAUUGUGUAUAUUUUUCAAGGACGAAGAAGAGGAAUCAAACAGACAGCAACACAGAUGUUAAGGCCAGUGGAUUUUGAUCUAGAUAUCGUGUCUUUUGGAACUGCGUUAUCAGGUGGACUUGACAUGGAUGGCAACAAUUAUAAUGAUAUUCUUGUUGGAGCUUACAAGUCAUCAACGUCUGUUCUCGUGAGAUCAAGACCUAUUGUCCGGAUUCAGAAAUCCCUCACCUUUGAACCAGAGCAGAUAAAUCUUGACGUCAGAGAUUACCGGUUGCCAUCUGGACAGGAAGUGUCAAGUUUUAACGUCACAACUUGUCUCACAGCCAAAGGACAGGAUAUUCCAGCAACUGUUGAUGUGAAAUACAAUUUACAGCUCGAUGCUGUGUUACCCACGACCUCACGAGCAGCAUUUGUACUCGAUACCAGCUUGGAACUGUCAGAGAUGACGCGCAGAGUCAAGCUGACAACUGACGCAGAGAUGUGUCAGAAGGACCUGGUCUAUGUUAAGCUUGUGAUUGUUGAGAAAAAUCUCCCAAUUGGAGUCCGUCUCAGCUACGAGCUUGACCCAGCAGAUACCACACCUCCUCAGGGAUCAUCGACGGCAUCUACUCCAGUCCCACCCAUUCUGAACUCAACCCCUGAACCUGUCCUCUUAAGAUCACUUUUAAUAAAAAACACAUGCAAGAAUUAUCUCUGUGCGCCAGACCUUGUGUUGACUGCAACUUCAAAUAUCCAGCGUGUUGCCCUAGGCGAUGACUGGGAACUCAGUCUUCAAGUGACGGUUACAAACCACGGAGAGGACGCUUACGAGGCCACUUUUCAAGCCAACAUUCCCGAAGGAAUGGCAUUUAUUCGAGUAGAAGGAACCUCGGAUCUGUCAGUGACAUGCAGCUUAGAUGAAGACAGCAGAGUCUUAACGUGCGACAUUGGAAAUCCUUUACCAGAAGAAUACAUGGUUAAUUUCGGUAUAACCAUCGGAAACGACCGUUUAGCGGAUGAGAAGGAUGAAUUAAUCAUAAGUAUGAAGGUGGAUAGUUUAAACUUUGAACCGAUGAAUCUUACAAAUGACAACUAUGCCAACGUGACAGUGGGUGUAUAUGCUACCGCACAGCUAGGCCUUUAUGGCGUUUCUACACCAGAGCAGGUGCUCUUUACGCGCUCCAACGGCAGUUAUAACCCACCAGACCCUCAAAGAGAGGAAGACGUGGGGGCAGAGGUCACGCACCUAUACAUGCUUCGCAACAAAGGUCCUAGUGAGGUUGGCCACACAAAAAUAGAGAUUUCCUGGCCGUUGAUUUCUUCUGAUGGGGAAUACUUGCUGUAUCUGAUCAGUGCAAAACUCGGAACAGGAGAGGAUUGUCAUGUACAAGGCGGUGUUAACCCUGAAGAUCUUGAGCUUACGGAAGCCGAGGACAUUACGGAUAACUCCACUUCGUCUAGUCUCUUGAACUCUGAUCAGAAAUCGCGCAAACGACGGCAGGCUAACAACAGCUCCAUGUCAGCUCUUCCCCAGGUUGGAACUGGGGUUCCCAUAGAGUGCAAAAGCCCAUCACUCCAUUGUGUGCAAAUCACGUGUAAUAUAACGGCCCCCAGCGUCGGUGGAGAGGAUAUAGACAGCGCCCUCAUACGGAUCAAAUCAAGGCUUUAUGAGAAAACAUUCAAAGGGAAAGAUUACGUUGAAGUUUUUAUAUCAUCCACUGCUAACGCAAGUGUGUUGACUAUGCCGUAUAGAGAGUCACUUCUUCCGGAUACAUUCCCAACAGCUACUGCACAGGCAACGACUCCAGUGAUUGGUCAAACUCCAGAGCCACCUAUACGUCGGCCGACCGAAGUUACCAUCAUUCCAUUUUGGGUGUACAUUGUGGUGGCGAUCGUUAGUAGUAUCAUAAUGCUCCUUGUCGUUCUCGGAUUGUGGAAGUGUGGAUUCCUCAAACGAAAGAAGAUACAUCCACCCAACGCCCAAGGAGCUACGCAAGAUAAUUGGCAGGAGGAAGUAUUAAUUGAUGAGAAAUAAACCAUUUUCUCAUAGGCAACGUCUGGGUACCCUCCACUGAGUUCCCUUUACAUGAUGGGGAAUAUGGAACGCAAACAUGCUGUUUUACUUCAGUAACUUUUGUUCAAAAGGGGUCUACGUUUUAGGAUACUUUCAUCAUUCAAGCUGUAUUUUCCCCUGAUCUGCAAUAAUCCUACACAGAACACAUGGAUCGUCACUUAAAAAUAAAGAAAAGUGGAUCAAGUGGACUAUAAUACAUAACUUGUAAUUGUAAAUGAAAUAAGACGUAAAAAGCGUAUUUUUACUUGUUUGACCAAGUGCAGUGUUGCCAUACCCGCGUAUUUAUUGAGUAAAGGUUUAGUAUUUUGUAGAGUUGUGGGUAGAUUUUCGUUUUCUAUAGACCUUCAAAUCCUAUGCUUUCUAGCAAAAAUCUGCAAGUGCAGUUUUAAAAAUAUAUAUCUCUGGUUUAAUUUGGAAGAGUUAAUCCUGUCCACCUUUUCACCAGAAGCUAAUGUAUGAAACUGAGUACUGUAGGAAUUACUUUCAGCGUAUUAAAAAUAGGGUUAUUGCUGUAUAGUAAAAAAAAAAGGUUAAUUGAAAAAUUGUUCUUGUGAUUCUGACAACGUUGUCAACCCAAGGAUCAAUACUCUAAUGAUUAGAAAAUCUUUGUCUAGACUUACUAACAGUAGCAUUUGAACGUGUGGAGAGUAUUUGAAGAGUUUGGUGAUUAGUAAGUUGGAGCCAGGAAUAUGUUCUUCUCACUGUGAGAUUUGAAGGAAGAAUAAGCAUACCGUUUUUAUAUAUUUUUGUAUCGUUCUCGUAAAUUUGCCUUGUUCGAUUUGUAUAACAAAAUUUUCAAAGAUGCAUUUUUAGCUUCCCUAACUUUAAGGCAUGUUCUCGUAAGCUUGCAGCACGAGCGCCGCCAGGACUCUUCCGGGGGUGGGGGGGCAAAGAACUUUUUUCAAAGGAAGGGGGAUUUCUAGCGGGGCAAGACAUUCAUCAACAAUGAACUGAUAAACCUGUUAACAGUGGAAAGGGGUCAAUUGCGGUUUUUCCAGACAAUUUGGGAUUGUCAUCCUCAUGAUUUCGUCUCUUGUUUAACUUUUCCCCAAGUUUCCGUUCUGCGAACGACGUCCAUGGCUUGGAGUUAGUUGUAUAUAGAACGUGCUACGUCCGUACCAUAGACUUAAUCACAGAUCAAAACCGUUCGUUUAUUGAGAUUGAUGUCAUUGAGAAAUACAGGUUUAAUUUGCUACUUGUUUUAUAACUACAGAAUUAAAUUGAUCUGAUCAUAUGUUUCUUUAAAAUCUGUUUGUGAAACAUGCUUCGUGAGUCAUCCCUUUUUACAGAAAGAUCACAUUAUAUUAUUGUUCUAAAAUGUAAGCUACUGUCACUCACACUGAUUCGACCAGUAUCCACGAGUUAUACGGGUUUAACCUCGUCCCUACCGUCUUGCUUGUUUGAAAAAAAGGGGCCACGAUUAUCCCCAGGUCAGGGUUGCCCAUUAUAGCUGUGCUCUUGUUACGCAAUUACAUGUACAAGUAUAAAUGAAAGAUGGGCUUUCAGCGCAUCUCAUCAGA